Miscanthus lutarioriparius is the source of this 1995-nucleotide messenger RNA. The record is from the annotation of a GenBank genome assembly. Lineage: Eukaryota; Viridiplantae; Streptophyta; Magnoliopsida; Poales; Poaceae.
AUGUCGUCUCCAGCGCCAACGUCGCCGGCUACGCCAUCUCCUUCACCACCGGCUCCGGUGACGCCCACGCCAUCGCCGCCGGCUCCGGCGCCGGUCCCACCCACGCCAUCGCCGAUACCGCCGACUCCCGCGCCGGUGCCGCCCACGCCAUCGCCGAUACCACCAACUCCCGCGCCGGUGCCGCCCACGCCAACGCCGUCCCCUCCUCCUCCGUCUCCGUCGCCCCCACCGCCGGUGACGCCGUCCCCACCUCCACCAGCGAGCGUACCAACACCAUCUUCACCUCCACCGGCAUCUCCUCCACCACCGGCGACCGCGCCAACGCCAUCACCUCCUCCGCCCGUACGCGGCCCGCCUCCUCCCAGUGGUGUCCCGGCGUCACCCGCGCCUCCGCCGUCACAUCUGUCAUUGCCUCCACCUCCGCCGCCGGCCCCGUCGACAGGAACACCACCAACGUCGCCAUCGCCCUCCAAGUCGUCAAGCAACGGCACCGCUGUGGGCAUAGGCGUCGCCGUCGCGGCGGUGGUCCUGCUCGGCCUCGCCGUCGGGCUCAUCUACUGCUUCAUAGGAAGGAAACGCCGGCGGCGACCGCCGCCGUCUCAGGGGUUCCCAGGCGAGUUCUACGACCCGCGGCGUCCGGUGACGCCGCCGUACAUGUCGCACGCGCCGUCGACGACGCCAUCCUCGACGCCGCCGCUGAUGCACUCGUGGCAGAGCAGCCACGGCCCGUCCGAGUCCCCGAUGCCGCCGCUGAACCCUUCGCCGGCCAUCACGGGCGGCACGUUCGCGUACGACGACCUGGCGGCGGCGACGGACGGGUUCUCGGACGCGAACCUGCUCGGGCAGGGCGGGUUCGGGCACGUGUACCGCGGCACGGUGGGCGGGCAGGAGGUGGCCAUCAAGAAGCUGCGGGCAGGCAGCGGGCAGGGCGACCGCGAGUUCCGCGCCGAGGUGGAGAUCAUCAGCCGCGUGCACCACAAGAACCUCGUCUCCCUCGUCGGCUACUGCCUCUACGGCGAACAGCGGCUGCUCGUCUACGAGUACGUGCCCAACAAGACCCUCGAGUUCCAGCUCCACGGGAGUGGCAGGCCGACAUUGGACUGGCCGAGGCGGUGGAAGAUCGCGGUCGGCUCGGCGAAGGGCCUCGCCUAUCUGCACGAAGACUGUCAUCCUAAGAUCAUCCAUCGUGACAUCAAGGCUGCGAACAUCCUUCUGGAUUACAACUACGAGCCAAAGGUUGCAGAUUUUGGGUUGGCCAAAUACCAAGCAGCUGAAGUCACCGCUGUUUCUACACGCGUAAUGGGAACUUUCGGAUAUCUGGCGCCAGAGUACGCUGCCACAGGCAAAGUUAACGACCGGUCCGACGUCUUCUCCUUCGGCGUGAUGCUUCUGGAACUGAUCACUGGGAGGAAGCCAAUCAUGACAUCUUCAGAGUAUCAGCCUGAGACAUUGGUCUCUUGGGCUAGGCCAUUGCUGACAAGGGCUGUCGAGGAGGAAAACUAUGAUGAGCUGAUCGAUCCGAGGCUGGAGAGCAACUACGACGCGUACGACAUGGCGCGGCUGGUCGCAUGCGCCGCGGCCGCCGUGCGCAAGACCGCGCGGUCUCGCCCGCGGAUGAGCCAGAUCGUCCGGUACCUGGAGGGCGAGCUGUCGGUGGAGGACCUGAACGCCGGUGUGAUGCCGGGGCAGAGCGCGAUGCAGCGGUCGGGCGGCGGCACGAUGGACCAGAUCAACCGGCUCAGGCGGAUGGCGUUCGGGCCGGGCGCGGGAGGGAGCACCGGGACCGGGACCAUCACGGAGUACGCGAGCAGCGAGUUCAGCGAUCCCACCAGCGAGUACGGGCUGAACCCAUCCAGUGAGUACACGACCAGCAGCGCGGGCGACACGGGCGAGGUGGCCGCGGGCGCGCAGGGGCAGCAGUGGCACGGCAGGCGCGCGGCCGGCGACACCGAGAGGAUGAGCCGGCGCACCACCGGCAGACGCGCCCAGCCGUAA